AUGCGACCUUCAACACUCGCCUUUCUCGGCGUUAGCGCUGCCUCUUUUGCGCAAGCCAGAUCAACCUCCCGCUCAACUGACCCCAGUUUAGACCGGCAAACUUCCGACGACCUCCAACGGAUGGCUAGUCUCGCGCAGGCUGCCUUCGAAGAUACUAAGUCGCAGAUCGAAACCGGUGAAGUCCAGAAGCGUGGGGGUACUUGCACAUGGAACAAUGUUCGAAUCCGCAGGGAAUGGGGCUCGCUGAGCAGACAAGACAAGCUCGAUUACAUCGAAGCGGUCAAAUGUCUGCAAUCUAAGCCUUCUCGCACCCCGUCAUCGGAGGCGGCAGGUGCGAAGACAAGGUUUGAUGACUUUUUGGCAACCCACAUCAACCAGACCACGACAAUACACUACACCGGCAACUUCUUGUCUUGGCAUCGGUACUUCACCUGGUUGUACGAAGAAGCUCUCCGCAACGAGUGCGGCUACCAGGGCACCCAGCCGUACUGGGAUUGGCCCAAGACAGCAAUCACCGGUAUGGAAAAAUCGCCCAUCUUCGACGGGAGCGAAACUUCCAUCUCUGGAAAUGGCGAAUUCAUCCCUGGGCGUGAAUCGAUUGUUCUCGGAGCUGCACAGGGCCUGCCUCCGAUUUACCUUCCUGUCGGUACCGGCGGGGGAUGCGUGACCUCGGGGCCCUUUAAGGAUAUGGUUGUCAACCUUGGCCCUGCUGCCCUAGACUUGCCCGGUGGUGUUGUCGAGUCGAGUCCUGGGGGACCCCUCUCUUAUAACCCUCGCUGCCUCAAGCGUGAUCUGACGACGGAGGUCAACCGUGUCUUCGCCAACAUCACCUCCGUGCUGUCCAACAUCCUUCAGCCCCAAAAUGUGUACGACUUUCAAAUGCAAAUGCAAGGUGUCCCAGGCAGUGGCAGCAUUGGCAUUCACGGUGGCGGCCAUUACGCUCUUGGAGGAGACCCUGGAAGAGACGUCUUCACUUCGCCAGGUGAUCCGGUUUUCUACCUUCACCAUUCUAUGAUUGACCGAGUAUGGUGGAUGUGGCAGAUGCUUUCGCCUCAGGAGAGGCAAUACGGCGAGACUGCUCUUGCCGGAACCAACACGUUUUUGGAUCAGCCUCCCAGUGCCAACGCGACCAUGGAUGAUUUCUUGGGGUAUGGAUACGUUGGCGCAGAGCCCAUCAAGAUCCGGGACACUAUGAGCACUGUUGCAGGACCAUUCUGCUACGUAUAUCUUUGA
Colletotrichum graminicola M1.001 is the source of this 1233-nucleotide messenger RNA. RefSeq lists its product as uncharacterized. The record is from RefSeq and is a predicted model, not a curated record. NCBI's taxonomy places the organism in Eukaryota, Fungi, Ascomycota, Sordariomycetes, Glomerellales, Glomerellaceae. Gene Ontology annotation, molecular function: oxidoreductase activity. The transcript has 6 exons. The coding region runs from base 1 to 1233 and encodes 410 amino acids.